AUGGCCAAAGAGAUAGAGGAAAAAGAAAGACUGGAGAGGGAACGCAUAGCAAAGGAAAGAGAGCGAAUCGCCAGGGAAAGGGCAGAAAAAGAAAGGCAAGAAAGAGAGCGCAUCGCAAAAGAAAGGGCAGAAAAAGAAAGGCAAGAACGAGAGCGCAUCGCAAAAGAAAGGGCAGAAAAAGAGAGGCUAGAGAAGGAACGCAUCGCAAAAGAAAUUGCAGAAAAAGAAAGGGCAGAAAAAGAAAGGCAAGAAAGAGAGCGCAUUGCAAAAGAAAGGGCAGAAAAAGAAAGGCAAGAAAGAGAACGCAUCGCAAAAGAAAGGGCAGAAAAAGAAAGGCAAGAAAGAGAACGCAUCGCAAAAGAAAGGGCAGAAAAAGAAAGGCAAGAAAGAGAACGCAUUGCCAAGGAACGAGAGCGAAUCACCAGAGAGAAGGAGCGUCAGGAAAAGGAAAGGAUAGCAAAAGAAAGGGCAGAAAAAGAAAGACUGGAGAGAGAACGCAUCGCCAAAGAAAAGGAGAGGAUUGCAAAGGAGAGGCAGAGGAUUGAGCAAGAGAGAGCCGAAAAGGAGAGGCAAGAAAAGGAACGGAUCGCCAAAGAAAUGCUCGAGAGAGAGCGCAUCGUUAAGGAGAGGGAGCGAAUCGCCCGGGAAAAAGAGAGAGCAGAAAAGGAACGACUUGAAAAAGAGAGAGCAGCCAGAGAGAGGGAAAGGCUGGAGAGAGAGAGAGCAGCGAGGGAGAAGUUGGCUCGUGAGAAGGAGCUGAUGGAGAGGCAGAGGCUCGCCAGAGAAAAGGCUGCUCGGGAUAAGAUGGAGGAGGUGAAGAAACAAGAGCUCCUCGAGAGGAAACCAAACGCCUCGCAGCCGAAAGCUCCGGCGGCGGAGGAGAGAAGUGACAGAGCGAGUGUGUCAGCCGUCAGGAGGGAGAAGAGCGUGACAGAGGAGAAGAUAACCAUGGGCGGGAAGAAAAAAUGACACCAUGGGUCUAAGUUACUGUCUCAUAAAUGGUGCUAGAGCUCUGAUUGGCUAGAGGCGUAAAAUAAUCUCCCUCCAUGACUGAGCAGGUUUCUGUACAUCUCAGCAGCAUAACAUCACAAUUUUUCUUGCUUUGGCCUCAUAUUCGUUAUUAAAGCUCCAGUGUGUAGGAUUUUGAGGAAUUCGGGAUUUUCCACCCACCAAAAUUUCAACAUCUGCAGCAAAGUAUUGAGUUUAUAUUUUUGGAGCUGGGCCUGUCUUUUGGACUGCUAUUGAUAUCCGGUUAUUCAUUGCACUCUCGGAGUGUGGAGCGUACUCUGGGCACAGACGGAGCAGCAGAAUGUCAGAUUGCAGUGAAAUUUAAACUUAAAAAACUUAAACUUAAAUCCAUGGUAAAUGCAGUAAAUCGAUGCAAUAAAUUCCUCUUUGCAUGCUUUAUUGAAAGAAAAUCAGAUUUAUCUUAUUUUUAAUAAUAAUAAUAAUAGAUUUUAUAU
Messenger RNA from Plectropomus leopardus (leopard coralgrouper), 1463 nucleotides. The record is from RefSeq and is a predicted model, not a curated record. Lineage: Eukaryota; Metazoa; Chordata; Actinopteri; Perciformes; Serranidae.